Molecule: messenger RNA, 3193 nt
Organism: Branchiostoma belcheri (Belcher's lancelet)
Lineage: Eukaryota; Metazoa; Chordata; Leptocardii; Amphioxiformes; Branchiostomatidae
Product: WD repeat-containing protein 46-like
Exons: 3
Coding region: 463-2247 (594 amino acids)
Biological process (GO): maturation of SSU-rRNA from tricistronic rRNA transcript (SSU-rRNA, 5.8S rRNA, LSU-rRNA)
Cellular component (GO): nucleolus; 90S preribosome; small-subunit processome
Molecular function (GO): protein binding
Source: RefSeq, a predicted model, not a curated record
CGCGGACUGAUUUCAUGACUUGUAUCGCACAGGAGUUCAGUGAUGAUAACAUAAAGAGUAACGUUUUGGGCAUCAGCUGUAGCUCUUGGACUGUUAAUCAUGAGAUAUGCCUUUUUAUCAACUAUGGCAAAAGUUAAAUGGUACAUCGGUGGUGGUAAUGGGGCAAAAUCAUUAAUGAGGGGAGGCGUGGGCGAGCGUCUUAUAAUAGAACAUUGGUAGGAAACCCUAUUUAGGUCAGAGUUCAGACAGCUGGGAUAAUUUGCGAAUAGCGGGUGCGAACUCUUCUCCAACUUUGUAUAGAUUCUGUGCGUUUAUUGGGUCGCUAAAUGAUUUUGAUGAAACGCAGGUAUUAACGACCUUCUGGUGGAAUUUCGUAACCUCUCUGUGCUCCCAACAGUUACCGGGUAAGACAGUCAUAUCUUCCACACUGUCUCGACAACCACGUGCGCAAAUUUUUUAAACAUGGCUGACGAAGAGGACAGGAUUGGUAAGCUCAAAGGUAAACAGACUAAAAGGGCUCCGAGAUACUUUGACGACAGUAGCGCUGAAGCGUCUACCAAGGACAAACACGAGAAUGAGAAGACUUCGGAGAGGAAGUCUGAAGGUAAGAAGAAGAAAUCUGGGAAGAAAAGGGCGCCUGCCCCGGACAGUGACCAUGUGGACCGAAAACGUGGGAAGGAGGCGUGGGACUCGGACGAGGAGAAGGACCCGUUUCCGGGCGAGGCACCUGUUAAAGAAGAGACACUAGCACGUUACACUAGAGGAGAAGAGAACAAAAUUAAGAUACGUGCAAAAACUGCUGGACCAAAGCUGGAACGGAAAGCAAUGGAGAAGAAGUUCCACCUGGCAGCUAAACAGGCAGCCAGAGCAGAGCUGCUGCUGGGAGAAGAUCAUGGUUACCUGGAACCAUCAGAUGAUGAAGACACAAGUCAGCUGUCACAGACCGACAUAGCAGAUGCUGUGGAUAUCAGUGCAGCACAGAAGCACUUUGACCUGAAGCUGGACCAGUUUGGUCCCUACAGGAUGAACUACACACGGAAUGGGAGGUUCCUGGUCAUGGCAGGCAAAAGAGGUCAUGUGGCAGCCUUGGACUGGAUGAGUAAGAAACUUCUGUGUGAGAUCAACGUGAUGGAGGGGGUGCAUGAUGUGAAGUGGCUGCACGUGGAGACCAUGUUUGCUGUGGCCCAGCAGAGGUGGACAUACAUCUACGACCAUCAGGGAGUUGAACUGCACUGUCUGAAGAAAUUCAACAAUGUUCUUAAGAUGGAAUUUCUCCCCUACCACUUCCUCCUUGCAACAGCUAGCUCCACUGGUUUCCUGCAGUACUUGGACGUGUCCCUGGGGAAAGAAUUGGUUGCCAUCAAUGCGAAGCAGGGCUGCUUGAAUGUCAUGACCCAAAAUCCACAGAAUGCUGUUGUUCACCUUGGUCAUGCCAAUGGCACUGUUACGCUAUGGAGUCCCAACGUCAAGGAACCACUCGCCAAACUGUUGAGUCAUGUCACUGCAGUACGUUCCAUUGCCAUAGACAAGACAGGGACAUAUAUGGCCACAUCUGGGCAGGACCGGUACAUGAAAGUCUUUGACAUCCGUGCCUUGAAACCGCUGCAGGUGUAUCGCAUGUCUGCUGGGGCUGGACACCUGGCCUUCAGCCAGACAGGGCUGGUCGCAGCUGCACUUGGAAACGUGGUGGAGGUCUACAAGGACUGCUGCAGCUCUGUAGCAGAGAAACCUUACCUCACCCAUCGCCUGCGGAACAAUAUAAGUGGUCUGCAGUUCUGUCCAUACGAGGAUGUGCUGGGUGUCGGCCACCAAGACGGAUUCACCAGUCUUCUCAUCCCUGGCGCAGGUGAGGCAAACUUUGAUGCCUUUGAGAACAACCCGUACCAAACGAAGAAACAACGCAGAGACUACGAAGUGAAGAUGUUACUGGAGAAGAUCCAGCCAGAGAUGAUCGGACUUGAUCCAGGUGGAGUAGGACAGGUCAGUCAGCUCACAGCUCAGGAAGUGGAGAAAAGGGACCAGGAAGCCAUUCAGAAGAAAUUCGAGCCUGCCAAGAAGAAGAAGGGCCGCAGCAAGUCCCUAAAGACAGUACAGAGAACAAAGGGUGUAGAGGAGGAGUGGAGAAGGAUGAAAGUGAGACAGAAGAUGAAGGAGCAAGAAGAGCAACGAAAGAAAAAACAGAAAGAUCAACAAAAGAAGGAAAAGUGGGGCUCAGCAUUGGAUCGUUUUCAAAGAAAAGACAACUAAGAAACUGAUCACUGAUGGAAAGUUAGAAUGGUUGGAAUUUGUUGUUGUUGAAAGUUGGGUUAGGAAUUAGGAAUGCACCAACAUAACAGCACAUACAUUUAGCAAAAUUUGUAGUGUUGUCUGUUAACAAUAAACUUAGAACAGAUGCCAAAAACUGCCUUGUACUAAGUUGUACCUAUUCAGAAGAGGACAGUAGCAAAGUAAACCUGUUUUUUUACCUUAAAAAUAAAUAAUUAUUUACUAAAUAAAUAGAUGUUUAUGUACUUCUACAGCUACCAUUAUGAUCUUAGUUUAUUGGUCUAAAUUUAUUUUGAUAUUGAAAUCAAUGUGUAUAGAAUUGUGCCUUGAUAUAGAAACUUAAUUAGCAGUGGACAUAAUGUAGAUUAUGUUGGAAGUCAUCAUGUACAUGUAAUUUCAUAUUACUGUGGGCAAUAAAAUACAUUGUAAAUCAGUACCAUGUUGUUAGGACAGCAAGUGCAUAAGCAUGACUUUAUUCCACAGCUACUUUUCCCAUGUAAUUUCUGCCUGUAGCUAUUUAUAUUUAGACAACUACUAGAAGUUCAUUUCAAUGACAUUGCUGUUCAAGGGACAAGUUGAAAUGUAGCUCCAAAAGAAUUCAUAAGAAGACUGGAAGAAUCAGAUGUUCCAGACAGGAUCUUUAAGUUAGAACCCUCCUAGCAAGGCUCCUUUUAAUCAUGUUUCUGAGUUAUCUUGAGUUAGUGAUAUCUUGAUUAAUGUUAUUCUUAGUUAAAACAAAUACAUGUACAAAUACAUUGUACUCAAAUGGUAUUGAUGCAUCAAGUUAUUGCACAUAAUGAAGACUUGUCAAAAUUUCUACACACGUAUCUCUUGUUUUCAUUAUUCCUAUCCACUGAUAGAAUACUUUUUCAUUUGCAAGUUACCUUCAUCGCUACUGCACUGUUUCUGAAGUAGGGCUUAAUGCUAA